UGGGCACGAUGAUGAAAUUGUAACGGAUACAAUUUGCGGUACAAGUGCAACUAAACAGGAUGAUGGGAUCUCAAUCGGCGAAGUAUCUGAAGUUGUUGAUAGUGACAGCAGCCAAUGCAAUGCGACAACAGCCACAUGGACAGUUUGGUAUAACACUGAAGAUCCAUUAAUGUCAAAUGGAAAUGAUGUUGAGAGUUUAAAAGAGAUUCGAGAGAAGUAUCCACAUGCUAUUUGUGAUAAGCCAAUAACGAUUGAAUAUGAUCAUAAUAGUACAAGAACGAACACGUUUUACCAGACAAUCGUCAAUCUAAAUGGUGUAUUUUGUAUGGGUACGCUUAAUUCACCGUGUCCAGAUUAUAGAGUCCGUUUUUGUUGUCCAAAAGAAAAAGCUGAACAAUCUCAGCAAUGUGGUUUGUCGCAUUAUUCUCCAACGUUAAUGCCUAAUCAACGUAUUGUUAAUGGCGUGCAAGCUGUAGCACAUUCAUGGCCAUGGGCAGUAAGUUUACAAUACAAUGGCAUACAUGAUUGUGGUGGUGUCAUUAUUGACGAGUAUCACAUAUUGACAGCAUCCCACUGUCUUGAUUACGAGAAUGACUUGCAGAAUUACAAAGUCAAAGUGGGAGCACACCAUAAAUACACUUCAGGACAAUCCUAUCCUAUAGAACGAUUGUAUCUACAUCCAUUGUACGAUGAAAGUCGAUCAACAAAUGACAUUGGAAUUAUCAAACUUGCAAAACCUAUUCAAUUUACAAAUCGAGUACAACCAAUAUGUUUAGUGGAAAAUAUAACGGAACCGCCGUUGGAUGAAACUGUGUUUAUAGCAGGAUGGGGGACUACAAUUGUUAACGACUCGAAUAGUGCAAGUGAUGUUUUAUUACAAGCUCGUUUACGUGUAAUUAGUGAUUGUUCAAUGUAUUUUGCUUAUACACAUCAAGAACAAAUUUGUACGAUGCCCAACGGUUUUUCUGUUAAUGAUCACGGGUCAUGUCAAGGCGAUAGUGGUGGCGGCUUAUUCUACAAUAAAAAUAAUCAAUGGUAUGUUGCUGGCGUUUUCCCUCAAGCACAUCACAGUGGAUGUUAUUUCCAUUUUACUCAAGCGACCUAUCGCAAUAUUCAAACACUCGGUCUCGCAACGGCAUAUAGAGAUGAUGAAGAUUCAAGAAGUGCAUGUCGAAAACUGAUGUCAUUGGCUUUAAUUCCAUCAGGUGACGUCAAAAUUGCUUUUGAAGAGUUACAAGACGAUUCUGCCCCUACACUACGUCCGCUAUUCAAUUAUUUCUCACGUUUCUGGUUAAAUGAAACGCCCAUUCAUUUAUGGAAUGUUUGCGGGACGAGUCGACGAACUAAUAAUGCUUCAGAAGCUGAUCAUCAUGAAAAUAUUCGAGACAUUGAUGUUGUACAAUUAUAUACCACUCCUCAUCCUGCACAUACAACAUCAAUUACAUCAUCAUCGUUGAUUUCAACAACAAGUUCGUGGUCGCUCAAAAUUAUUAUUCAUUUAGACGCUAUUGACCAAUUACUUCGUUUAUUAUCAGAAACGUUUGCAAAAUUACCGACAGAAAUUAUAAUUUGCAAUAUUAUUCUUAUUCAACGUAUUUCACUUGGUAAGCAUCAUUUUGUUCCAAUUAACACAAAUGCCGCUGAAUGUUUAACAACUGUUCGAAAACUAUUAAUUGAUCAAUGGCAUCUUAUAUCAGCGUACACUGUAAAAAAUAUAGUGUGCCCGCUAGUCAAAUCAGUAACACAAUGUUUAACUAUUCGUCCAGAAGCGGAUUUAUUAGCAGCAUUAGUUCUUUUGAAAGCUGUUUUACCAUUCUGA
Didymodactylos carnosus is the source of this 1819-nucleotide messenger RNA. The record is from the annotation of a GenBank genome assembly. NCBI's taxonomy places the organism in Eukaryota, Metazoa, Rotifera, Eurotatoria, Philodinida, Philodinidae.